AUGGAGCAAAGCCCCUCUCUCACCCUGCUGCUGCUGCUACUGGGCCUCUCUCAGGCCAACCCUCUCAUGGAGGAUGGAAGUGGACCAGAGAUCCUACCAGACAACUCUGAGGCUGUCGACAUCACUGAGAGAAUUCUGACCACUAAUAACGGCUCCAGUCAGUUCCUGUUGGAGGGGGACAUGGUGGCACCAACAACCAGAAACGCCAUGGUUUGCUAUAGUGCAGGGUGCUUCUGGAAAAAAGGCUCUGACGGACUGGUUGAAGUGCCCUACACAGUGAGCAGUAGCUUCAGUUCCUCUGACAAGCAGGGCAUUGAAAAUGCCCUCCGGGCCUUCCCUUCCAAGACCUGCAUUCGCUUCGUGCCUCGGCAGAAUCAGGUUGACUUCAUCAGCUACGAGCCCAGAGACGGGUGCUGGUCCUCUCUUGGGAGAGUGGGAGGCCAACAGACGGUCUCUCUCCAAAUGGACGGGUGUGUUUAUUUCGGGAUCAUUCAGCACGAGACUCUCCACGCUCUGGGCUUCCAACACGAACAAACCAGGAGCGACCGUGACGAGUACGUCACCAUCAACUGGAGUAACAUCGACUCUAACAGUGCCUACAACUUUGAUAGAUCAAACACCAACAACCUGAACACUCCCUAUGACUACAGCUCUGUCAUGCACUAUGGAAAAACAGCCUUCUCUGUCAACGGGAUGGACACCAUCACCCCCAUCCCCAACCCCAACGUGCCCAUCGGCCAGAGACAGGGGUUGUCCACCACGGACAUCCUGAGGAUCAACAGACUCUACGGCUGCUGAGAUGAAGGCAUCAAGUCACAGGAGAAAAGUCUGGAAAAGCCCAGAUGAAGGAAGUCAAGUCUGACAUAUAUAAUGUUAUCUUAUUGAUUUAAAAUCAUUGUUGAGUUGUAACUUUUAAAAAUGAUCAUUGCUGUAGUUGUGUAGUUCUCUAAUUAUUUUAAUCAUAUGACUUAAUUAAUUAUCUAAAAUAAACAAGAUUGAAAGCA
This is a messenger RNA of Oncorhynchus kisutch (coho salmon), 1004 nucleotides long. Its product is annotated as high choriolytic enzyme 1-like. The record is from RefSeq and is a predicted model, not a curated record. The transcript has 2 exons. Gene Ontology annotation, molecular function: metalloendopeptidase activity; zinc ion binding. Gene Ontology annotation, biological process: proteolysis. NCBI's taxonomy places the organism in Eukaryota, Metazoa, Chordata, Actinopteri, Salmoniformes, Salmonidae. The coding region runs from base 1 to 798 and encodes 265 amino acids.